GUUGCGUGCGGUAUGUAUUUAAUGGAGUCCCCGUCCCCCCUUUUUUUUCGGAAUAACCUGGUUUAGCAAACAGCACAUGUAUAUGUAUUUAACUAACUGGGCCCGUACAGACAUUCCCGCCCAUGUUUACCAGGCCUCCUUCGAGCCCAACCCGAAUUGGACGCAGUUCUAUGCAUCAGGAGGGGAGAUUCUCGAGUACUGGAAAGGUAUCGUGGACAAGUACGACGUGAGGAAGUAUAUGAAAUUGAGUCACAAGAUUAUCGAGGCAAGAUUCAACGACGCCGACUCGAAAUGGCAUGUCAAGGUUGAGAACUGCCUCACCGGCGAGGUCGUCGAGGACACAUGCGACGUCCUCUACGCCUGCAUUGGCUCCCUCAACGACUGGCACUGGCCCGACAUCCCCGGCCUCCACUCUUUCAAGGGCAAGCUCCUCCACACGGCCGCGUGGGACCAGGAUUGGGACCCUACCGGCGCCUCUGUCGCCGUCAUCGGGUCGGGAUCGAGCGCCAUCCAGGUCGUCCCCGCCAUCCAGCCAAAGGUCAAGCAUCUCGACAACUACGUCCGCGGACAGGCCUGGAUCGCGCCUCCCGUUGCCGAGGCCGAGGUACGCAAGCACACUCUCACCGAGUCCAACUUCAAGUUCUCCGCCGACGAGCUGCGGGAUUUCAACGAGAGGCCAGAGGCGCUACUGGCCUACCGCAAGAUGCUAGACAGCGAGAUCCAGUCCAUGACCAAGGUCACCCUCCGUGGCAAGCUCGCAGACCAGGCGGCCGAAGCCUUCACCAAGAACAUGAGCGCCAAACUGGCCAAGAAGCCCGAGAUUCUCGACAAGAUCCUACCUUCCUUCACCCCGGGCUGCCGGCGCAUCACCCCCGGGCCGGGCUACCUCGAGGCCCUGACCGAGGACAACGUAUCGUUCGUCUCGGACGCCAUAUCGCAAGUGACCGAGGAGGGGAUCGUCACCACCGACGGCACCGUCCGGAAGGUGGACGCCAUCAUCUGCGCCACGGGCUUCGACACCUCCUUCACGGGGCGGUUCCCCAUCAUCGGUUCCGCCGGCAUCGACCUGGACGCCAAGUGGCGCGACUACCCGGACACGUACAUCGGCCUGUGCACGCCGGGCUUGCCCAACUUCUUCAUCGCCCACGGGCCCAACGCCGGCCUGGGCGUCGGGUCGGUCAGCAUCGUGCUGGAGCGGACGUGCGACUACGUGUGCGCCGUGGUGGCCAAGAUGCAGCGCGACCGCAUCGCCACCAUCCAGCCUCGGCGCGACGCCACCGACGCUUUCGUUGCCUUCUGCGGGGAGUAUUUCUCCCGCACCGUGUUCUCACUGCCGUGUCGGUCGUGGUACAAGCGCGGCACCGUCGACGGGCCCGUCACGGCGCUGUGGCCCGGCUCGGCGCUGCACUUCGUCAAGACGCUGGAGAGGCCGCGGUUCGAGGACUACGAGUACACUUAUGUCGAGGGGAACCCCGUCGCGUGGCUCGGGAACGGCUUCACUGUGUGCGAGAGGGAUGCCAAGUCGGACAAGUCCAAGUACCUUGAUCCUGAGAGUAUCGAUUAUCCGUCGAUAACUGUCCCAUCCGCUUGAGAGUCGAAGCUUGUUGAGAUAUGUCGGUGUUAGAAAUAUUUCGUGGCCCAAAUAGAAUCUUCCUUGUUACGCCCACCCGAAGGGCUCUAAGUUCCCUUGGACAUGCGUUGUGUUCUCUGUGCGUUCUUCCAUUGUCCUGUUCUGAUUACCCCUCCUACCUCCACUUACGUGGCCGAGGCACUUGACGGUGCCAAUGGUAGCUGAGGCUGAAUUGCGGCGGAAGGGGGUCUGUACUGCGCCUAGACCCUAGUCAGGGCACGCAGGUGCUGCGCUAGCAGGAGACCGCUC
Phialemonium atrogriseum is the source of this 1879-nucleotide messenger RNA. RefSeq lists its product as uncharacterized. The record is from RefSeq and is a predicted model, not a curated record. The coding region runs from base 77 to 1591 and encodes 504 amino acids. Lineage: Eukaryota; Fungi; Ascomycota; Sordariomycetes; Cephalothecales; Cephalothecaceae. The transcript has a single exon. Gene Ontology annotation, molecular function: N,N-dimethylaniline monooxygenase activity; flavin adenine dinucleotide binding; NADP binding.